CUUUGUACCGACAUGCGCAACACCAUCGGAUUUGCUGCUUUCUUCCUUAAGCGACACUCGUUACCACCUGGUACUGACGGUUCGCACAAUGGUACUGAGAACGCUCCGGUGCCAAGUUCAAGCAGCGCAUGCGAGUCAAGCACUGAUCUGGUACUUAAUCAGGUGACCGACAAACUAGUAAGUGCGUUGAGCACAAUUCUGACUACGGAGAUCGAGUAUCUAUGCCGAGUCAUUAGCAAUGGUCAAGAUAUGAAGACAUCGUGCAUUGCGAGGUUGACUCGCAUGGGUGUGCAUUUCAAUGGCGGCGAUUUUGCAUUUGUGCCAAGCUGUUGGUAAGCUAGACUCCUGUAUGCGCGGACCAUAUGUGGUUUUAGCGACGUUGUGGCAGGACAGAUAUGAACUAAAAUUAGUCGCUGGUUCUUAUGGUAAAGCUGUCGCGGAAUACAUGUUGCCCUGGCGCGGGGAAUGGACCCCUGAUAUGUGUGCCGCAUUCU
Molecule: messenger RNA, 494 nt
Organism: Pieris rapae (cabbage white)
Lineage: Eukaryota; Metazoa; Arthropoda; Insecta; Lepidoptera; Pieridae
Exons: 2
Coding region: 13-336 (107 amino acids)
Source: RefSeq, a predicted model, not a curated record